Molecule: messenger RNA, 3558 nt
Organism: Epinephelus moara (kelp grouper)
Lineage: Eukaryota; Metazoa; Chordata; Actinopteri; Perciformes; Serranidae
Product: high affinity cGMP-specific 3',5'-cyclic phosphodiesterase 9A
Exons: 14
Coding region: 39-1658 (539 amino acids)
Biological process (GO): cGMP catabolic process
Molecular function (GO): 3',5'-cyclic-GMP phosphodiesterase activity
Source: RefSeq, a predicted model, not a curated record
AGAGCACACAGCAACAUCAGUGGCUCUGAAUUCAUGACAUGGCAACAAAAAUCAUCUUCUUCACAGUGAAUGGGAGACCGGAGCAGGCUGAGUUCCCAGUGGAUUGUCCUGCCCAGGAUGUCAAAGAUCUGUUCCGCUCUGCAGCCGAGGCAGGACCUCAUGACAUCCUGAAGUUGUACAAUCCUAAAGGCAACAUCAUCAACAUCUCCCCAAGCCUGGACCCCAACAGCCCAGACUCCUGCUACAAGCUGGAGGUGGUGGCUGCCGACUGCAACAGUGAGCCGUUAGGUGCAGAGCUUGCUGGUGCACUAGGAUUUGACCUCUCCUCCAUGGAGAAAAGACUGCAGGGCCUGGAGAAGAAAAUUGUGAUCGAGGCCGGCGAGACGCCUGCAGUAGUGUAUGAGAUGAAGAAACAGGUGGAUUCAUUCCGGGAGAAACUAGAGAGUGUGGAGCAUCUGAGCUGGCUGGGAUUGUUUAAAGACCUGUCAGAGGGAACACACAAACCCUCCCCAUUCUACCACAAGAGAACCCUGCAUAAAACCAGGAAGGAGUGUGAGCAUGUACGGGAAAAGUUCCUUCAGAUGAGCUCCCUGGAGGUGUCAGAGGAAGUAAAGCAGUACUUAAAGACCCCAACCUUUGAUAACUGGCAGUGGGAGGACGCAGAGAUCAUGGUGCUCCUGCAAGUCAUGUACACAGACUUAGAUUUCAUAGCAGCUUUCAACAUUGAGCCCGAAGUACUGCAACAGUUCCUGUUUGAGGUCUAUCGAAGAUACAACAACAUCCCUUUCCACAACUUCAAGCAUUGUUUCUGUGUUACCCAGAUGAUGUAUGGUUUGAUCUGGCUGACUGACCUGAAGAGUAAGAUGGACAGCGUCGACCUGCUGAUCAUGCUGACCUCUGCAGUCUGCCACGAUCUUGACCACACAGGAUACAACAAUGCCUAUCAGAUAAAUGCUCGGACUGAACUUGCUCUCCGCUACAAUGACAUCUCUCCACUGGAGAACCACCACUGUGCAGUAGCUUUUGAGAUACUGGAGAAGACAGAGAGCAACAUAUUCAGGAAUUUGUCCAUGGAUCAGUACAAACGGAUAAGGGAAGGGAUCAUCAAAUGCAUCCUAGCCACUGACAUGACGAGGCACAAUGAGAUUCUCAACAAGUUCAAGUCCAUCCUGCCAGCUUUUGACUUCACCAACAAGGACCACAGAGAUGUGCUGAUGAUGAUUCUGAUCAAAGUGAGUGACAUAUCCAAUGAGGCGCGGCCCAUGGAGGUAGCUGAGCCCUGGUUGGACUGUCUUCUACAGGAAUUCUACAACCAGAGUGAUGUGGAGAAGUUAGAGGGUCUUCCAGUCACCCCCUUCAUGGAUCGGGACAAAGUGACCAAGCCUUCAUCUCAAACAGGCUUCAUCAGAUUCGUCCUUUUGCCUCUCUUCAUCGAGCUGGCCAACCUCUUCCCCUGCUUGGAGCAACACAUUAUCAACCCGGUACGGAAAGCUCUCGAUUACUACACAGAGAUGGAGAAAGCGCUGGAGAGGGAGCAACAGAACCGGGCUCAGAGUGAGAAUGCAGCCAAGAAUAAGGAGCCGACUGUGGGCACACAGAGCACAGCUGACAGCCACACAGAUGCUGGGCCUGAAGCCUCGAAACCAGACGUGCUCUGAACUAUGGUGGACAGCACACUUAGUGCCAGUGUGAUUUCAGAUUGAUUCAAAUGUAUUCUAACCAUCUAAAUUAGUCAAGAGAGCGGGCCCUCCAGCUAUGUGUUGUACAUGAAAAAUACAGAAAUAGAAAAUAUUAAUUUUGAAUUCAAAAAUAGAAGAUGUUUAAAAUACUUGCAACAUAUGUCCUUGAAAAAGGCAAACCUGUCUCAGUCAUUAUUGUCUUUUUUUUGGUAAAAUACUCCAGUCAAAUACUUAUUCUGGACUAUGAAAACUAUAAAUAAACCAUAAAAGAUAAUUUGACCUUUAGCUCACCUGGUAGAGUCUUUGGCAGUGGCCAGGGUUUAAAUCUGACCCAUGACCUUUUGCUGCAUGUCGCCCCCCUUCUCUCUCUCUCUAUCUCUCCUCCUAUCCUGUCACUCCCCAGCUGUCUGUACAAAAGGCAAAAAAUAAUCUUAAAAAACAAAACAACAAAAACAAUGUUCAAUUAGAUUAAUAAUUUCUUAUUUUCUUUGGUAUUUUUUCCAUCUAGGCCUACAGAUAUGCAAUGAUGAUUGCUGGGUAAUAUGUAUGCUGAUGUUGUCGAAUGUCAAGUCUCUAUUUGAUCAUAUGACGAGACGAUAUGAUACAUGCUGUGUUUGUGCAUGUGUGCUUUAUAACUAGUAACUAGUGUGCACUGGGGUGUAAUUACAUUACGCUACUGGCAACAUGUGUAUAGUGUAUAUUCUUGUCACUUGUAUCUGUUUAGAAAUGAGGUACAAACAGGAUGUAGAAAAUGGUGUGGCACUUUGUGUCUAUGUGGUAUGGACUGCUGUUUCUUUUCCAUUAUAUCCGUGGUUCUUUAGGCCAUCUUUCCAGCAUCGUUCACAGAACUUCCUGUUGCUGCUAUAAAGAGUUUACACUUGUCCUAUUAAAUGCAUCCAAGCCAUUCAGAUAAAUGUACAUGUGAAUGUGUUAAAGUUUGUAUCAGCUUCACAUAAAAUACGGGAUAAGGCUCUCAAAUGAAUAAUUACACAACUCUCAUCCAAAUGAACUGACAGGACAAGUUUCACAUUCCUGGCAGACUCAGAAUCAGUAACCUGCACAGAGCUGGUAAUACACUUUGGUGCCCAGUCGAGUAAAACAACGAUUCACCUGAGCUGUGUAGAGGAGACCGCCAUUCCAACUUAACAUUAUCUUAAAUCAUUUAGUGCUUCAUAGCCUCAAAAAGCCUCCAGACAGACAGAGUUACAUAAGCCUGAUCCCUUGCCCAUUAAGUCCAACGGAGCUGUAGUCUUAUUGAAUAAUCUGUGUUCCUACUUAAAAAAAAUAUUCAGAGAGUUUGACUGCAGGAACAAAAAAACAAACAAACAAACAAAAACAUAAGGGCUAUUGGCAGAUUGAAGUGGAGACAGUUUUAAUUAUUCAUGUUUAGAUUGAUCACAUUGCAUUAUAGAAUUAUUGUUUAAACCAUUAAAAUAUUAAUAUAAUUAUCAUACUUUCAAAUAAAUAUAUAUAUUAUUGAUUACCUACAAAGCCCUGAGAGACCUCAACCCAAGUUAUGUAUCAAAUCUCUGCCCUAUGUCCCUUUCCGUGCUCUGAGAUCCUCAGAUAUGUCGCUCCUCGUAGUUCUGAGGUCCAGCUUCACACUCAGAGGUGACAGAGCCUUUGCGUUUAGAGCUCUUACACCUUGGAAUGACCUGCCUGAGGAAAUCAGGGUGGCAAUUUUCUUGUCUUAUAAAUCACUUGUAAAUCCCACUUUUCAAAGAAUUGCAUUUCUGUGAUUUAAUCUGUUUUAUGACAAUUUAUUCUGUUUUGCCAUUGUGUUUUCUUAUGUUGAGUUUUUGGCCUUUUGUCCAUUUCAUUCUUUUCACGUUAUUAUGUGUUCUGAUUUUAUUGUAAAGCACUCUGUAACUGUAUUUUG